Messenger RNA from Notolabrus celidotus (New Zealand spotty), 1038 nucleotides. Its product is annotated as TATA-box-binding protein-like. The coding region runs from base 145 to 1023 and encodes 292 amino acids. Gene Ontology annotation, molecular function: RNA polymerase II general transcription initiation factor activity; DNA binding. The transcript has 7 exons. NCBI's taxonomy places the organism in Eukaryota, Metazoa, Chordata, Actinopteri, Labriformes, Labridae. Gene Ontology annotation, biological process: DNA-templated transcription initiation. The record is from RefSeq and is a predicted model, not a curated record.
CCUGUUUGAAUGUAAACAUCAUCUUAAAUACAUAAACACACCUCGAGGACACAGAUCAUUAAACUUACUUUAAACAGGUUCAACAGUAGAGGAACAUUUAGGGCCAAACCGGGUCCCUGGACAGUCCUGGUAAGUUCUGGAAUCAUGGAGGAGUCAGCGCUGGAGAAGUACUUUGAUACUUACAUCGCAGACUCUCUGCAGAACGCCUCAAACAUGAUGGAAGGAAAGGACAAGGAGCAGGACGAGGACCAGGACGAGGGCCGGGAUGAGGAGCAGGACGAGGACGAGGAGCGGGACAAGGAGCAGGACGAGGACCAGGAUGAGGACCGGGACGAGGAGCAGGACGAGGACGAGGACCGGGACGAGGAGCAGGAUGAGGACCAGGAUGAGGAGCUGUUCUUCAAACUGCUGCCUGACGAGCUGCUCACAGAGGACGAGUCCAGCCAGGGUAAGAAAGAAACCAGUCCGGACUCUGAGUCCAAGUCUUCCUCGGCACACGUCAAGGUCUUGAAGCAUUCGUCCAAUCAGGAGAACUGUCGCCACUCCGUCCUGCAGAACGCUGACACACAGUUAAACCCAAAGAUUAUAAACGUGUGCUCCACAGUGAACCUGGGCUGCAGGCUGGACCUGCACCACAUCGCUACAAACACGUGGAACGUGAAGUACGACACGAAGAGGCUUGUGGGACUCUCCAUGAAGAUCCGAAACCCCAGGAGCACGGGGACUUUCAGCGCAUCGGGGAAGCUGGUCUGUUUGGGAGCUGACAGCGUGGAGAAGUCCAGGAUAGCAGCUAGAAAGUUUGCCCGUAUCGUGCAGAGGUUGGGAUACCCCGUCCGCCUUACGGACUUUAAGGUCCACAACCUGACAGCCAGCUGUAAAGUGUUCCCCAUCAACCUGGAGCUGAUGUCCUUCUUUCGUCACUGCAGUUAUGAACCCGAGCUGUUUCCCGCCCUCUUCUUCGACGGGAUCCCCGGCAUAUCUCUGGCCAUCUUCAGAUCUGGGGUCAUAUCUCUGAGCGGUUAGUCUGAGCUGGGUCUG